Molecule: messenger RNA, 2128 nt
Organism: Melanotaenia boesemani (Boeseman's rainbowfish)
Lineage: Eukaryota; Metazoa; Chordata; Actinopteri; Atheriniformes; Melanotaeniidae
Product: protein IWS1 homolog
Exons: 4
Coding region: 229-1665 (478 amino acids)
Source: RefSeq, a predicted model, not a curated record
CGUGGCUUUCCGUACCGGAACUACGUUUUCGGGCUACAUGGAGGUUUUGUGGUAAAAUUGUUCUGAACUAAGUUUCGUUGGCAGAAGCUGCAGAAGUGUGAUAAAGUAGAGUCCUCCUCGUGUUUAGAUCAACAAGUACUAGUUAACCUAGUGUGACUAGUCAGCGAGAGCUUUGUCUGUCGUACAGCUGUUAGCUUAGCCUGCCCAGGACCCCAUCCCACAUUCAGUAUGGAUCUGUUGAAGGAGCUUGUGAAGCAGAGACUUUCUGCGGCGGCUGAUGAGGUUUUUGAGCUGUUUUUAAAAUCCCUUGAGGAGUACGUGGAGCUGGUUAGGUCCCAGAACCAAAAUGUGCUGCAGAUGGCAGAUAUCCAACCAGAGUCAGGUGAAAGUCAGGAAUCCCAGGAGCAGCAGGGGUGUAAUCCCACUUUGGAGCUCGCGUUGUCGUUUCCCCUGCAGAUUAAACGGGAACCAGCAGAACCAAAGGAACCCUGGAGCCACCAGGAGGAGCAGCAGCUUCAGAAAGAGGCAUUCCCGUCCUCUACUGUCCAAAUGAACAACACCGUAAAAGAUAUCCAACCAGAGUCAGGUGAAAGUCAUGAAUCCCAGGAGCAGCAGGGGUGUAAUCCCACUUUGGAGCUCGCGUUGUCGUUUCCCCUGCAGAUUAAACGGGAACCAGCAGAACCAAAGGAACCCUGGAGCCACCAGGAGGAGCAGCAGCUUCAGAAAGAGGCAUUCCCAGCCUCUACUGUCCAAAUGAACAACACUGUAAAAGCUGGACCUGCAGCUGAUUCAGUCCUGCUGGAUGGACCCCAUGUGAAGCCCCCUGAGCAGCAGCAGUGGAGCUCCAGCAUGAAGCAGGAGCCUAAAGAAGCCGAGUCCACCAAGUCCCCGUUUCCUGAUGAUGAAGCAAAUUACUCUCUGCUUCCCAAAAUAGAAAGUGAUCAGCUCAGCUGUGAGGAGCCAAUGGAGAUGGAGAAUGACAAGGAUGAUGGUGGAGGUUCAGAAGCAGCUCAGCAGUCAGCCAGCGAGGAGACGGCAAACUCCUCUGAAACUGAAGACAGCGAAGAUGAGUGGAAGAAAACCAAGCAGACACACUCUAAGGUAGUGAAUGUUGUUGAACCCAAACCGGCCCGAGAAGACAGCAGUACGCGGGAAAAAACUAAUCCGACACACACUGAAAUAGAAAAAGAUGUUAGACCAGAACCAGCCUGCAACUCUGCUCUAACCCGUGAUCCAGUCAGUGAAGACCAGACCUCUGACUCGUCUGAUGCUGAGACCGAGGACAGCAACCGUCAUCAGAAGAAACGCUCAGCUGUGGAAACCAAACCGCUACCUGACGCAGCAGCUUCCUCCAAGUGGCACUCUGGGAAAAAACAUGGCCGAAAAUCCUCAGAAAGACGAUCAGCGAAGCAGAGUUUGCCGUGUCCUCAGUGUGGGAAAGAGUUCAUCUACAGAUCAAGCUUAUGCAAACACUUGAAAAAUCACUCUGUUCCAAAAACGAGCAAACACAAAGGCAAGACGAACAUAGUUUGUUCAGUUUCUGAUAAAACUUUCACAGAGCAAGUUCACCUGGAUCUACACACACGAACACACAAAGUUAAGACUGACAUCCACAUGGAAACUAGCGGUCAGGACAAAGUUGGAGGCUCAGGUGGAGAUGUUUGAUGCUUUAUGAACUGAUGAUUUAUUUGACAUAAACAAGCAGGGAAUUUUGAUUUCAGGUCAGAAGUCCCAACUCUUCUCAUAUCUGAAUGAUUCUUUCUUCUCUGGUCUCCAUCAGUCAGAACUUUUAUAAAAUUAGUAGGUUCAGAAAAGUUCUGUUUGUUUAGUUUCCCAAAAGUUCUCUCUGGAUUUAUGUAGGAAAGAAACAAUAUUUAACUUUUGACUGGUAGUUAAAACAAGUCUUAGUUUUCCAAUGCAAAACCGAAUACUGGACUUUCUGUGAAACACCUGGAAUGUGAAUGACUCAGAAUAACUGCUAACAAGUUACUUCUUUGUUUACUAUGAUAUUUGAAGUAAUGGUGUGUGUACUGGAUUCUGUCCUGUAAUAUGAUGAAAUGCCAGUUCUGGUGUUAAUGAACUGAUAUUAAUGCCAAACUUGUGAACAGAAUAAGUAAAUAAUUUCAUG